Molecule: messenger RNA, 2080 nt
Organism: Calypte anna (Anna's hummingbird)
Lineage: Eukaryota; Metazoa; Chordata; Aves; Apodiformes; Trochilidae
Gene: KLHDC3
Product: kelch domain containing 3
Exons: 11
Coding region: 356-1504 (382 amino acids)
Cellular component (GO): cytoplasm
Molecular function (GO): protein binding; chromatin binding
Source: RefSeq, a predicted model, not a curated record
CUUUAGGCGACGCCAUAUCGUGCCUGACCGCGGUGUGGUCGGGCCCGGGGCGGGGCACAGUACGGCACGAACGAAGGCACCACCCCGGAGGGGCGGGGGGCCCUGGCCCGGCACCCUCAGAGGGGCCCUGCGGGGCCGUGUCAGGUCGUGCCUUCCCGGCGAGGGAGGGCGCCCACGGUCCCAAGCGAGCGGGGCGGGGCCGGACUACAAGUCCCAGGGAGAGGCGGGUGUGGCCGUUGGAGCGGGGCUGCCGGUCCACCUUCCCGCCGCCAGGGCCAGGUGUCAUCGUGGUGGCCCAGGAAGCAUGCUGCUGUGGUGCUGGGGGCCCUGAAGACUGUCUGGCUUGCAGGGAGGAAUGCUACGGUGGGCGGUGCACUUGGAAGGUGGGCCGCGGAGAGUGAACCACGCGGCUGUGGCCGUCGGGCACAAGGUCUAUUCCUUUGGUGGAUAUUGUUCUGGAGAAGACUAUGAGACUCUGCGACAGAUUGAUGUCCAUGUUUUUAAUGCAGUGUCUCUGCGCUGGAUCAAGCUGCCUCCAGUGUGGACAAACAGCCGAGACCAUGUGAGAGAGGUGCCCUACAUGAGGUAUGGGCACUCAGCAGUGCUCAUAGAUGACAUUGUCUACAUAUGGGGUGGUCGCAACGACACUGAGGGAGCCUGCAACGUGCUUUAUGCCUUUGAUGUCAACACGCACAAGUGGUUCACGCCAAAGGUGUCUGGAAUGGUCCCAGGAGCAAGAGAUGGGCACUCAGCUUGUGUCCUGGCAAAAAGCAUGUUUAUCUUUGGAGGCUACGAACAGCUGGCUGACUGCUUUUCCAACGAUAUCCAUAAAUUGGACACCACAAACAUGAUGUGGACCUUAAUUUCUGCUAAGGGUACACCAGCUCGCUGGAGAGACUUCCAUUCAGCUACCAUCAUAGGAACAAAGAUGUAUGUAUUUGGUGGCAGAGCUGAUCGUUUUGGACCAUUUCACUCCAACAAUGAGAUCUACUGUAACCGGAUUAAAGUAUUUGAUACAGAAACAAAUUCCUGGCUGGACUCUCCUCCAACUCCAGUACUCCCUGAAGGCCGUCGGAGCCAUUCGGCAUUCAGCUACAACGGGGAGCUAUAUGUAUUUGGUGGCUACAACGCACGGCUGAACAGACACUUCCACGAUCUCUGGAAAUUCAACCCAGUUUCUCUUUCUUGGAGGAAGAUUGAGCCCAAGGGUAAAGGCCCAUGUCCUCGACGCCGGCAGUGCUGCUGCAGAGUGGGGGACAAAAUCAUUCUUUUUGGAGGCACCAGCCCAUCUCCAGAGGAGGGAAUGGGUGAUGAAUUUGACCUGAUGGAUCACUCGGAUCUCUACAUCCUUGACUUCAGCCCCAGUCUAAAGACUCUGUGUAAGCUAGCAGUGAUUCAGUACAGCCUGGACCAGUCCGGCCUUCCCCAUGACAUCAGAUGGGAGCUCUCUGCCAUGACGACAAACAGCACCAUCAGCCGCCCCAUCGUCUCUUCUCAGGGCUGACACCGGCUCGUCCCUCUACCACCCCGCCCUCGCCUCUCCACAUACUGAUCUCUUGCUCCACUGCCUGCAUGAGUUUUUAGCCCUUUCAAAUGAGGAACAUGUGAGCUCAGUUUGUCUUGCCCUAGCCAGACCUCCCUCUGUUGUUGACAUCUUUUGGGCAGCAUGAGUGUGCAGGCAGAACAGGCUGCCAGGGAAGAAAUCUGCUCACCCCAGCAGCACAAUUGUGAACCCUCCUCCUUGCUGAUGGCUCCAGUACCUCUGCCUUCCUUCUCCUUGCCCCUGGAGCUGCAGCUGUGCUGACCUGGUCCCCCGCCAUCUUCCAAGGGCCUGAAUCAAAUCCUACCACCAGCCACAGCCCCAGGACUGCCCUGGGUUAUGAACUGUUCCUGCACUGCCUAGAGAGAGCAGGAACUUCCACACCUGCACCCACCAGUGCUGACCAGCUUCCUGGCUCUGGAUGGCAAGCUCCAGCCCUGAGCUUAGCCUGAUGUGGGGAGCCUGGGCCCAGCUGGAUCCUCUGCCCGGCUCCUGUUGUAAAAUAGCAACUAGCAGGAGUUUUAUAAAAGUUGAAGCAGA